UCAAAAAAGGAAAUUAUAAACGAUACCCAAAAUCUAUAAAAUAACCCUAAACCAUGAUCAAGCUUAAUCACUCACAAUUCUUUUCUCACUCUGCGUAAACUCUCGAAGAAGCUUUUGUUUUGUUUUUGCCAUGGAUUCUCUUUCUUCUUCUUCUACUUCGACAAAGAUGAAGAACAACAACAAGCUCUCUGUCAGAAACCAAACCCGUUUCAAGAAAUCGUUCUUGUUGUUAAGAGAGAAGACCAUUCUGAAGAAAGCGUUAGAGCUUUCCAUUCUCUGCGACAACGAUAUUUGUGUGAUACAUUACGACCGUGAAGGAAAUCUCGUCAAUGCUUAU
Molecule: messenger RNA, 337 nt
Organism: Brassica oleracea var. oleracea
Lineage: Eukaryota; Viridiplantae; Streptophyta; Magnoliopsida; Brassicales; Brassicaceae
Product: agamous-like MADS-box protein AGL93
Exons: 1
Molecular function (GO): DNA binding; protein dimerization activity
Source: RefSeq, a predicted model, not a curated record